Molecule: messenger RNA, 957 nt
Organism: Penicillium riverlandense
Lineage: Eukaryota; Fungi; Ascomycota; Eurotiomycetes; Eurotiales; Aspergillaceae
Product: TMEM199/VMA12 family protein
Exons: 2
Coding region: 1-957 (318 amino acids)
Biological process (GO): vacuolar proton-transporting V-type ATPase complex assembly
Cellular component (GO): endomembrane system
Source: RefSeq, a predicted model, not a curated record
AUGGUCUACCUCGUCACAACGGACCGCAUCCUCGCGGCCCUAGAGGCCGUCCCGGUCUCACAGCGCGCGGAACUAGAUCUGCCUACCUCCCUUACGCGCCACGGUCCCAUGGCGCACGAGCAGCUCCUACGCCUGGCCAAACACCUUCAAUCCGAAGCCGCGGACACGACUACGAACACCCUACCGGGGCCAACAGCGCUGAGCUCCCUCCUGCGUGGGACAAAGGUCUAUGUUCCACCGCCGCCCAAGAAACCCGAACCAACCGCCGAAUACCUCGCCUCCAAAAAACGCCUUCUCGCCUUGCAAGAUGAAGCAGCCUACCAGCGCCUCCUGCACCCAACGGGCCACCAAAAUCCCGAAGAUCCCUACAUCUACACGCACCCCUCCGCCAUUUCCCAAAACGAAGCUGCACCUCUCAUAGAAGAAGACACCCUGACCCCCUCGCUGGUCAUCAAUAUCUUUCUGUCCGUGCUGAUAACGGGGUUCAGCGUGUACUGGGCUCUAUCCAAGUUCGCGAGCGCGGAUGUUCUCGCUACGGGCUUUGCGUCGUGGAUGGGGUUGCAGAGUGAACAACACCAACAACCCUCAGAAUUAAAAGUGCAACGAUACGGUGCGUCGGAGCCAGUGCGCGUGCUGUUGUCGAUAUUCGCGGCGUUGGCCGUGGCGGUCGCGGAGGCGUUUUUGUAUGCUGCUUAUUUGGGGAAGAUCCAGAGGGCUCGGGAGAGGGAGAGGGGCUUGAAGGAGAGGAAGGUAUUUGUUGGGGCUGUGGGUGUUGAUGCUGAUACGGACAACAAUGAUGUCAAGGGUGGUGGUGUUGAUGUGAGUUCGAGCUGUAAGGAAGAGGUGGAAAUUUGGGGACGGGGUGAGAAUGGGGGGGUGAGGCGGAGAGUUAGGGAGAAGUGGCAGAGAGAUAAGGAGAAAGAGAUUGAAAAAGGGAAGGAGAAGGACAAUCUAUGA